Molecule: messenger RNA, 1359 nt
Organism: Henningerozyma blattae CBS 6284
Lineage: Eukaryota; Fungi; Ascomycota; Saccharomycetes; Saccharomycetales; Saccharomycetaceae
Gene: ATC1
Product: Atc1p
Exons: 1
Coding region: 1-1359 (452 amino acids)
Source: RefSeq, a predicted model, not a curated record
AUGUCAAUUACUGAAAAUGUUACAAAUAAAAAUAACAUUGACAAUAAAAUCUCAAAACAGUCGCAAAUGGAAGAGGAAGACAUGGAAUUGACAUUACAUCGAUUAUUAGGUUCAGAUGACGAAAAUGAUGAUACAAAUAAAGAUUGGUUAGAUACAAAGUUCUUAGAGAAUAAACAAUUAACUCUCGAUAGUAUUCUUGGUGAAAAUUCAAAUGAAAACCAUAAUUUAUUCCAAUUUAACGAUACACAACCUAUCAAAGAUUCGAAUUCAAAAGAUUUGAAAAGACGCCAGAGUAUUCUAGAUCCAAAUGACUUAUUCGGUGAUUCCAUGGAUGAUGAUUCGUUUGCUACUACUAACAAUAACAAUAACAAUGAGAAAUCAGAUACAAAUAAUAAUGUUUAUAAAGAUUUUUUAUCACCAGCUUCAUUAUCGCCAUCUUCUAUAGAUGAUAGUUCUACCUCCUCCUCUUCGAAUAAAUUGAUUCAAAACAAUAAUACAUCUACACUCACUUCAUUAGAAGAUAAUUUCACUCAUGGUUUAAAAUUACCUCCAAUCGUUAGGGCACCAACUCCAUCCACAACUCCUCCACCUCCAUCUACGUCUACUUCUACUUCUGCAUCUGCACCCGUUCCUGCACCUGCACCUGCAUCUACUCCUGUCCCUGAACAAUCAAAAAUAGAUGUUGUUAAUGAAGCUGAAAAGCAAUUGGAUACUUUGAUUAAGCCAAAUUUUAAAAAAUCCACUAAAAAAAUCGUUGUUGCAUCCAAAUACUCAUCCACUAAUAACAAUAUCAAUACUAGCAUUACCACUAACACUACAAAUAAUAUAAAAAACACUAUUAUCAUGCCUAUUGCAAAAAAAUACCUAAUGAAAAUCCAAUUAUUAAUCUUUCCAAAAAAAUACUCAAAUACCACCAUUAAUAAUAAUACUUCUACUUAUAAAAUUACAAAGUCAAAUGAUUUGGCUUUAAAAAAUAAAACUAAAAGAAAAUUAUCACCUGUUAAUAAUUCAAAUAUUCCAAUAAAUUUAAAUACAAAUGAUAUAAAACCGAUUAAAUAUACAAAUGAAUUUACAAUGUUUCAAAUCACUGAAAUGAAACAAAGAAUGAUUAAUACAAAUAAAUUAAUGUUGAAUUUCAAUUAUUUGAAAAAUGGUUAUUCAAAAAUUUGUAUUGAAUUGAAAAAAUCAAUUAAUGCAUUAAGAGAUAGUGAAAUUCAUAGAGCUCAUUUAGCUGAUGAAAAUGAACAAUUGAAAAAUCAAUUGCAACAAAUGAAAUAUCAACUUUCUCAAUAUAAAUUAAAUGAUACAAACUUACCACCAUCACAAGAUGGAACUAAUGAAACUCUUGGUUUAUUUUAA